ACAGACUUGGUGACCUUCGUCUCCUCACCAUGGAGACCUCAGCGGUCAAACAGCAGCAGCAGCCCGCAGCGGCCAAGAUCAGGAACCUGCCCUGGGUUGAAAAAUACCGGCCACAGACACUGAAUGAUCUCAUUUCUCAUCAGGACAUUCUGAGUACCAUUCAGAAAUUUAUUAGUGAGGACCGACUGCCACACCUGCUUCUCUAUGGCCCUCCAGGGACAGGAAAGACAUCUACCAUCCUAGCCUGUGCUAAACAGCUGUACAAAGAUAAAGAAUUUGGCUCCAUGGUCUUAGAGCUGAAUGCUUCAGACGACCGAGGAAUAGAUAUCGUUCGGGGACCAAUCCUGAGCUUUGCUAGCACAAGGACAAUAUUUAAGAAAGGCUUUAAACUAGUGAUCUUGGAUGAAGCUGAUGCCAUGACCCAAGAUGCCCAGAACGCCUUGAGAAGAGUAAUUGAGAAAUUCACUGAAAAUACCAGAUUUUGCCUCAUCUGUAACUAUCUGUCCAAGAUCAUCCCCGCCUUGCAGUCCCGGUGUACGAGGUUCCGAUUUGGUCCACUGACGCCUGAACUCAUGGUUCCCCGGCUGGAACAUGUCGUAGAGGAAGAGAAAGUAGAUAUAAGUGAAGAUGGAAUGAAAGCACUUGUAACUCUUUCCAGUGGAGAUAUGCGAAGGGCUCUGAACAUUCUGCAGAGCACCAAUAUGGCCUUUGGAAAGGUGACAGAGGAGACUGUCUACACCUGCACAGGGCACCCGCUCAAGUCAGACAUCGCCAACAUUCUGGACUGGAUGUUGAAUCAAGACUUCACUACAGCCUACAGGAAUAUUAUGGAGUUGAAAACUCUGAAGGGGUUGGCAUUGCACGACAUCCUGACGGAGGUCCACCUGUUUGUGCACAGAGUUGACUUUCCAUCUUCAGUUCGAAUACAUUUAUUGACCAAAAUGGCAGACAUUGAGUACAGACUUUCUGUCGGCACCAGUGAGAAGAUUCAGCUGAGUUCUCUCAUUGCUGCUUUUCAAGUCACCAGAGACCUGAUUGUCGCAGAGGCCUAGACACACCAAGGCCCAUUCACUGCAAUUCUCAGGGCCCAGCUGUGACCGAAGAAUAGAGGAUUCAGUCUUGGGAUGAACUGCUACCUGGGGCCGUGGGAUGAAGCCACAGUCACCCCAAGUCUUAAAAAACCCUGUUCCAGGCAUGGGUGGGCAGAUGUUUAAAAAGCACCGUGUUUUAGUGGCUAUUUUGGAGCAGGAACGUACACAAUUUUAAUGUAUAACUAUCUUAUUGCACUUCUGUCUUUUAUAGGAAAAAACAUAACCUUUUUUCCUGCUUUAAGGCUUUUACCCUUCAGUUGCUUAGAUGACAGGAAACUGGCCUACUCCAUUUUGGUCUGGGAUAUAAGGCUUUCAAAUCUAACACAGUCCAAGUGUCUUCAAACUCAAGGUAAACAACAUCUCCAAAAUUAAGUUUAUGAAUUUAAUCUUUGGCACUGUCUCUGUAUCUACUUUAAAUAGGUGUAAAUGGAUUUCUGGCCAAAACUAUUACACUCUUAUAAAACAGACUGCAUUCUUACUUUAAAAACUGGUUUUUUUAUUUCCCUUCUUGAAGUAGAAGAGUUACCAGGAGGUUCUAAAUUAUGUAGACAGUAGGAAAGAUAUUUAUUUUAAAUAUAAUGUAGAGCUAACCUUUAAAUUAAUGCCAUUGGGGGACAAAGGUUGUAUAAAACUCACUUGUUUAAUGUAGGGAAGAAAGGUGAGAUUAAAUUUGACUAAACCUAGAACUGUGUAAAGGAUUGGGACUUUUGUACAAAUUUAGCAGUUUAUUUUACAGCAAUUAUGCUGCAUUUAUGUUAGUGUUCUUCACAAUAAAA
Messenger RNA from Cynocephalus volans (Philippine flying lemur), 1867 nucleotides. It is a transcript of the gene RFC5, whose product is annotated as replication factor C subunit 5. The record is from RefSeq and is a predicted model, not a curated record. The transcript is spliced from 11 exons. Bases 30 to 1052 code for a protein of 340 amino acids. NCBI's taxonomy places the organism in Eukaryota, Metazoa, Chordata, Mammalia, Dermoptera, Cynocephalidae. Gene Ontology annotation, molecular function: DNA binding; ATP binding; DNA clamp loader activity. Gene Ontology annotation, biological process: DNA-templated DNA replication; DNA repair. Gene Ontology annotation, cellular component: DNA replication factor C complex; nucleus.